Molecule: messenger RNA, 323 nt
Organism: Aspergillus alliaceus
Lineage: Eukaryota; Fungi; Ascomycota; Eurotiomycetes; Eurotiales; Aspergillaceae
Exons: 1
Coding region: 100-282 (60 amino acids)
Source: RefSeq, a predicted model, not a curated record
UUUUUCCUUCGUGGAGACAGGGUUAAAAAAAAAGUAAAAAUAAAGAGAAAGAUUGACGACAAACCAAGUGGAGAACGAAUAGAGAAGGAAUCGAGCAAGAUGACUAUGAAAGGAAGAAGCGCAUACCAGAAUUUGUGCGGUAUUCAGUCAGAGUCGACAACCGUCCUGCAUUUAUUGCUGCAGAAUAUGACUUCAAGCUGCACCUCUUUAUGUAUAGCGAUUGUCCCCGAAUGCUUGACCAUCAAGAUGAUCACAGCCAGUCUUUGUUCCGCUUCUCUUUAAGAGACUUGAUGGAAAGGGUUUUAGUGUCGGUUCUAGCUUCC